Culicoides brevitarsis is the source of this 2894-nucleotide messenger RNA. RefSeq names its product protein scalloped-like. Bases 410 to 1624 code for a protein of 404 amino acids. Gene Ontology annotation, biological process: regulation of transcription by RNA polymerase II; hippo signaling; embryonic organ development. Gene Ontology annotation, cellular component: transcription regulator complex. NCBI's taxonomy places the organism in Eukaryota, Metazoa, Arthropoda, Insecta, Diptera, Ceratopogonidae. The transcript is spliced from 9 exons. The record is from RefSeq and is a predicted model, not a curated record. Gene Ontology annotation, molecular function: RNA polymerase II cis-regulatory region sequence-specific DNA binding; DNA-binding transcription factor activity, RNA polymerase II-specific.
ACAUUGAAGAAAAAAAGGAAUAAAAAAAUCUAAGAAACAUACAAAAAUUGUUGAGCGUACAAUAUUAAACAUAUGUAACUUCAAAUGAAAAUUGUGUAUUUCACUACAUUAAUAUUGUUGACGUGUUAAGCUGAAGUUCUUAACUAAAAAAAAGCUAUAUAUCAAGUAGAAAGAAUAGAGCUACGUGAAUAGAAUUUUCGUAAUUUCUUAUUUAAGAAACAAAACAUACGCGUUUUUGUUACGAUACUUUGACGAAAAAUUCUUAAGUUUGUUCUAAAAUCAUUAAACGAUUCAGUUUGAAUAAAUACGUAAAUAAAUAUAAUACACGAGUUGCAAAUUUUGCUUUGUUAAAGUGUUUGGAUCCAAGUAAAUGGUGUAGUUGACUAUACAAUUAUUAAUAACGGAUUAAAUGCUAAUUACAGGAGAUAGUGGACUAGGAACCGGCACCAUUUCUUCGCGGUGGACACCGGUUGGGGCCGGAUCAGCGGGUACGUUGAUUCCGGCCGAUGCCGGCAAUGUAGAUGUUAAACAUUUAGAUGUGGGUGAUAUGAGUGACGUUAGUGAUGACGAAAAAGACCUUAAUUCAGCAGAUGCUGAAGGUGUCUGGAGUCCAGAUAUAGAACAAAGCUUCCAAGAAGCACUUGCCAUAUAUCCACCAUGCGGUAGAAGAAAAAUUAUAUUAUCAGAGGAGGGGAAAAUGUAUGGACGAAAUGAGCUUAUUGCCCGUUAUAUCAAAAUACGAACAGGAAAAACAAGGACGCGAAAACAAGUUAGUUCUCAUAUUCAAGUACUAGCUAGAAGAAAGUUACGUGAGCUACAAGCGAAAAUGAAAGUGCAAUUUUGGCAACCUGGGCUAACAGGUCCAAGUACAUCACAAGACAUCAAGCCAUUCGGUCCCGGCUGCUAUGGGCCUGGUAAAGCAGGUGGUGCAAUCGUGCCAGGUGACAGUAAUCUUCCAGCAGCCCACACAUGGGAAGGACGAUCCAUAGCUACGCACAAAUUUAGAUUAGUAGAAUUUUCAGCAUAUUUGGAAUUACGUGUUGAGGAAGCGUACCAUAAACAUUUAUUUGUGCAUAUAGGAGAACAGCCUACUCACGCAGUACUAGAGCCGGUAGAUGUGAAGGAAAUUUAUGAUAAAUUCCCGCAAAAAACUGGUGGACUCAAGGAAUUAUACGAGAAAGGACCACAAAAUUCGUUUUUCCUUGUCAAAUUUUGGGCGGAUUUAAAUACGAAUGUACAAAAUGAUACCGGUGCCUUUUAUGGCGUGAGUAGUCAUUAUGAGAGCAACGACAACAUUGUAAUAUCCUGUUCAACCAAAGUUUGCUCCUUCGGAAAACAGGUGGUGGAGAAAGUUGAAACUGAGUAUUCACAUUUAGAAAACGGCCGAUUCGUUUAUCGUAUAAAUCGAUCUCCUAUGUGCGACUACAUGAUCAACUUCAUUAAUAAAUUGAAACAUUUGCCAGAAAAAUAUAUGAUGAAUAGUGUUUUAGAAAAUUUCACCAUUUUGCAGGUUAUUUCUAAUAAAGAAACUCAAGAAACAUUAUUAUGCAUUGCGUUCGUAUUUGAGGUGUCUACCUCAGAGCAUGGAGCUCAACAUCAUAUUUAUCGUUUGGUGCAAGAUUAGCAAGAAGUUUCUUCAUCGCCACUUUUAAGCAGCAAUGAUAUUACUGGAAAUCUUAACAACAGCAACAACAAUAAUCAAACAAGUAUUGAUAAUAAUAUAAAUGAAAACAAAACAACAACAAGAACCACCUCUACUAUCCUUCCAUCGCCUGUAUAUACUCACCCAUAUCAUCCUCAUACUUAUACUUCUUUGUACCAACAACAUAUUUCAGCAGCCACAAAUACACUUUUGAGUAUGUGUAGUACUUCAGGAGAAUCACAAGUAAAUUGUACUGUAAAUCAAAAAAGCGAUAUUAUUAGGGAGUCCACAACUUCUAAGAUGGUCGCAGUAGAAAAUAAAACGAAUUCUUCCGAUAAAACUGAUAUUACAAAAGCAGAUAACACUGAGACAAAAAUAAUUUCUGAGUUCAAUUUUAGUUUUGUGAAACGAGAAAGUAAUUCUUCAACUGGAAAUAAUCAAGCACCAGUUGACUAAAAAUGUGCUGGGCACUUUAAGAUGUCCUGCAAGUACUAAAGCAACAAUCAGAGUAGCAUGUACUUUGAAUAAUCAUUAUGGUUUUUGUUAAGUAAAUAUUCUUAUAUUUAAGUCGUAUGCAAUCAAAAAUGUAUAAAAUCAAAUAUAAAUAUAUUAUAAAAAAAGUUAAUCCCUUUCGUAAAACUAUUUAUAUUAUAUGUACAGAAAUAUAAAUAGAUACAUACAUAUAAAAUGAGACAAAAUUAGAUACCUUACGAAACAUCAUAAAUGUAACUGAUAACUGUAAAAGUCUAUUCUUGUAAGUGUUUUACACUGUAUAAAAUAACGACAUAAACAAUAAAUAUAUUGUAUUAGAUUCUACAAAGUACCCCAGAGGACUACCUAAUACGAUUUAUCUGAGUUUAUCAUUGACAAUACUAUCACUAUCAAACGUAUUCUUCAGCUUUUGAAAGAAAACGACUUUCUUCAUUAAAGAAUAUCAGUGCCUAUAAAUUUCAUGUACGUAUAUAAAACUUGUUCAAACCAAAACUUUUCAAUGUUUUUAAAACACUAAUUCAAUCAUGCUCAUACACAAUUAAAAAUUAUUAAUUAUAAACUCGUUGCCAUUAUACCAUGAUCUUAUUUUGUCAAAUAGGUAGGAGAUAUUGAACAUAAGAGUGCUUUAGAAUACUGCUUUGAGUUGACGGCCACCAUACUUCAAAUUAUUUUCUUUUAAUAUGCUUAUAAUUGUAGCUUUUAUCUUAUAAAUUAUUUUAUGAUCUAAAAAUUGAUACCACCAAUUGAUAUCAUUUUAUAA